Molecule: messenger RNA, 741 nt
Organism: Asparagus officinalis (garden asparagus)
Lineage: Eukaryota; Viridiplantae; Streptophyta; Magnoliopsida; Asparagales; Asparagaceae
Exons: 3
Coding region: 109-387 (92 amino acids)
Source: RefSeq, a predicted model, not a curated record
UAAACUAGGGGGGCAGGUCGAUGCCCACACGCAACCCACGAGCUUCCGAAGGAUUCCGAGAGGCAAGUGCGAUUUUUUUUUUCUCGCUUUGAUCAGUUUGCAGUGAGGAUGGAUUAUAUGAACGAAAACAAUGUCGUUGAUCAGUCAAAUAAUGGCACCGGAAACUAUAAUAAUCUGGGUACGAACAAACUGAGUCAAACAGAUUACGAGAACAAAAAGGCUUCUGUUCAUGCCGAGAUGGCGAGAGUGAACAAGCUCCCUUCCAAUAGCAGCUAUGCACUUCAUCGGAUCAAAGUGCUGAACAAGAUUCUGCGUCUUCUUUCUAUUCCAAGGACUAUCUCGCAAGAAGAGGAACUGGAACUGCUCUUUGCGGGGCUUUCUUUGUAAGAAUGAGGGAAGACUACUCUCCAGGUGAAUGAUAAUUCUGGUGGCUUUAAAGAUCAUUAGACCAGCUCCUGAAGAUCGAGAUUUUCUCCAUGUUGUGUGAGUGUGGGGAUAAGAGGGAGUGUUUUCUGCUAGAGCUUGGUGGUUGUAGUGUUGUUCAUGCUUUCACAAUUUUGUAUAGUUUUUGUAGAUGUAAUUAGUUCAGGCUCACCUUUUGUUCUCCCGUGAUGUGUUAAUGAGAUCUAUAUUGCUCUUGUUUUCUCCUUUUGUUUUCUUUGCUUUGAUGUUUGUUUUGCUUCUGUGGUUGUUGGAGGAGGACACUAAGCAAGAAUAAGAUGCAAGGGAAAUCUUCAGUCA